AUGUACACCAGCCUGCAACCCGCGCUUCUUCUAUCCCUCUCUGCCGCCGCCGCCGCCGCAACAAUCCGCGUCGACGUCGGCGAGGGCGGCGCCUUCGCCUUCUCCCCCGACACCAUCAAAGCGAGCACCGGGGACACGCUCGACUUCCACUUCUACCCGCUCAACCACAGCGUCGUCAUGGGCGACUUUAGCAACCCGUGCGCCCCGGCCAAAACGGGUGGCUUCUUCUCGGGCUUCAUGCCAGUGUCGUCUGGCGAGGCGACCGACUCGUUCCAAGUAAUGGUCAACUCGACGGACCCCAUCUUCUUCUACUGCGCGCAGACCGUUCUCGAGCACUGCAAGAACGGCAUGUCGGGCGUCGUCAACCCGUCGUCGUCGCAGACGCUGAGCGCGUACAAGAACGCCGCCAAGUCUGUGAGCACGGCGAGUCACCCUGCUAAUUCCUUUGGAGGCACGUUGGUCUCGUCUGGGCAGACGUCUACCUCGGCAAGUGCCAGCCCGACGAGCUCGGGGGGAGGGACGUAUGGAGGGGGCGGAGGGAGCGGAGUGAGGGCGCCGGCUGAGGCGGUGGUUGCUUUUGCCGUGGGCAUGGCUGCCUUUCUUGUUGGCUAG
Molecule: messenger RNA, 612 nt
Organism: Metarhizium robertsii ARSEF 23
Lineage: Eukaryota; Fungi; Ascomycota; Sordariomycetes; Hypocreales; Clavicipitaceae
Product: extracellular serine-rich protein
Exons: 2
Coding region: 1-612 (203 amino acids)
Source: RefSeq, a predicted model, not a curated record